CCUAUUUACUUUUUUUUAAAAAAAGAACUUUUAGUAUUUAAAGAUUAUAUUAAUAAAAAUACUGUUAAUAAAAAAAUAUACUUAUUUAAAAGCCCUACAGGGACCCCUAUUCUUUUUAUAUCUAAAAAAAAUAAAAGUUUGCGGCUAUAUAUAGAUUAUUAUAAACUUAAUAAAAUUAUAAUAAAAAAUUAA
Messenger RNA from Aspergillus brunneoviolaceus CBS 621.78, 192 nucleotides. RefSeq lists its product as uncharacterized. The transcript has a single exon. The record is from RefSeq and is a predicted model, not a curated record. The annotation marks the transcript as partial. Lineage: Eukaryota; Fungi; Ascomycota; Eurotiomycetes; Eurotiales; Aspergillaceae.